UUGACAGAUGGGGUUGAUGGGGAUGAUGGGGAUGAUAGGGGUGAUGGGGAUGAAGGGAGUGAUGGAGAUGAUGGAGGUGAUGGGGAUGACGUGGAUGAAGGGGGUGAUGAGGAUGAUGGGGGUGAUGGGGAUGAUGGAGAUGAUGGGGAUGAUGGGGGUGAUGGGGAUGAAGGGGCUGAUGGAGAUGAUGGGGAUGAUGGGGCUGAUGGGGAUGAAGGGUGUGAUGGGGAUAAUGAUGAUGGAGAUGAUGGAGAUGAUGGAGAUGAUGAGGAUGAUGGGGUUGAUGGGGUUGAUGGGGAUGAUGGGGGUGAUGGGGUUGAUGGGGAUGAUGGGGAUGAUGGGGGUGAUGGGGAUGAAGGGAGUGAUAGAGAUGAUGGAGGUGAUGGGGAUGACGUGGAUGAAGGGGGUGAUGGGGAUGAAGGGGCUGAUGGAGAUGAUGGAGAUGAUGGGGGUGAUGGGGAUGAUGGAGAUGAUGGGGGUGAUGGGGAUGAAGGGCUGAUGGAGAUGAUGGGGCUGAUGGGGAUGAAGGGGCUGAUGGAGAUGAUGGAGAUGACGGGA
Danaus chrysippus (African queen) is the source of this 558-nucleotide messenger RNA. NCBI's taxonomy places the organism in Eukaryota, Metazoa, Arthropoda, Insecta, Lepidoptera, Nymphalidae. The record is from the annotation of a GenBank genome assembly.